GCUUCAAACUACCAAGAUACUGGAGAUGCUACCCUGUGAUAUCACAAGAUUUUAAAUACCAUGAGUAAAUCAUACUUGCUCCUGAAAGUAAGUUUCUCAGCUCUUUGUGGCCUCUUUUCUACACCUGUUGGCACUCUUGAGCUAAUUUAAUGUAGUUUCACUACUGAGAUCAUUACCUAGAUUACUAUUUCCUCUGAUUCUCUAAUACAGUGCUGUAGUCAAGGCUGUGCUCUAACAGCGCCCGGUCGUCUGAGGCAACUAACAUUUAGCUUCGGGCAACUGAAAAAAGGUUCCCGGUCACCCGGCCGGGCGCUCUUGCUUCUGGUGCAGUCUUCAGUUAAGCAGGCAGAAAAAUCUAACAUACUAGUGUUGGCUUGUCGAGUCAGAGUUUACUAAACCCUACAGAAAAUGUUUUUACGAGUGUUGUACGAAAGAAACAGGCACGUUUCGAUGUUCAAAGGUUGUUCUGCAUGAUUUCACAUGUAACAUAAUCCAUCACUUUGAACGUGACAAGCAGCACAGAUUUCAAUUUGUACCGCUUCUUAAAAUAGUUUUUUAAAAAUUUUUCUUUCAGAUAGAAUGGUUCAUUAGGUACAGUUUUUAGGAGAAGCUGUCAAUGCUUUUCUGACAGACGUAAAGCGCGGCUGGUGACGCGGAGUAAUUUAUUUUUAUGUAAAUGGAAGUUGCUGUAUUGACCAGUAUGCAAAUGUAAUGUUUUUACAGUUUUUGGCUGCUAUAUCUUCUUGGCCAAAACAUAACUUAUGAUUGUUUAAGAUAAAGAUUUAUAAAAAGAAAAGAUAUGAUCAUUCUGAUCGUUUUUAUUGUUGUUUUACAAACAGGGCAGUUCCACGUUGUCUUGGCAUUUUACGUAUCGAAAACUAAAUUCGCAUGCAUGCAUAUACUGAACAAGUCGGCGGCAUUGCUCACGUAUCUGGUUUUAAAUCUGAAUGACAUGAAAACUUUGACAGUACUCCAGUUCAAGUGACAGGGAUGAUCAAAUGGGGGCAAAAAUCAAAUCAAAACCCAAAAAAAUCGCAUGCCGAUUUUCCGAGCCAUAAAAAUUUCCAGAGCAACUACACGGCCAGGAUAUGCAGGAAGUAUCACGAAUCUUCAGAUUGUUUUGAAUACCCGAAAAAAUUCCUACUUAAAUCGAGCUACUCCAAAAAAUACAUGCCAAAAUUUUCCUACCCAAACAAAAUCCUUCAAUCAAAAAUUUCAAACCCUACAAAAUCCUUCGAUCAUUCCUGUCAACUGAAAUCUGGAGUGUCCCCCCCUGGGUCAUGGACCCAGGCACUUAUAAACACUUCAUACUGGCCUUUGUGAAGCAGACACCUCAAUCUUCCAGGUGGACACUUUUCCUUGGUCACAGGAUUGACUCUAUAAAUAAAGUAGCUUUGACAUUAAGUAAUUUAUUGAUUAGUUUUUUUUAAUUGUUAAAAAGUUUUCCAAUGUGGUGAUCUUGUAAAUUAUAUUUACACUGAAUCCAUCAGGAAAAUAAGUCACUUUAAUUUUCAGAGAACAAAAACCUUGUACCAGAAUAUAAUUUAAAGAAUAUCACAUUCUUUUUUACAUUUUUUAAGGGCUAAAGAUGUAAUUAGUCAUCUGUAGCCCCAGAAAAUGAAUGUCAAAUUUCACAAAAUUACAUCUUACACAUGAAAUUUUCAGAAUUUUACCUGUGUUUUCACAAUUCUUGUGAAAUUUGACUUUUAAUUUCUCAGGCUGCCAUGAAAAACUUUCUUUGGUGUUAUUACUGAUGACUAAUUACUUCCUAAGGGCGUGGAAAAUGUAAAAGAGAAUGCAAUAUUCUUUAAAUUAUUCUGGUACAAGGUUUUUGUCCACUGAAAAUUAAAAUUACUCAAUUUCCUGGUGGAUAUCCGUCUUUACACUGUUAGGGGGAAUCUUUAACCGAGCCUCAAUGGCACAGCAUCAAGACCUUAAAAGAAAAGGAGGUGCUGAUCCUGAUCAUCAAACAGCAAGAGAACAUGAUGCUCUGCCUCCUCCUCUAAGUAUUAAAGUACCUAAAAUAAGAGAUCUUCAAAACAAGUCAAAACCAUGGAGUGAUGUCCAGCUUCCUGUUGACAUUCUCUUGUUGACAGUGGAAGACUGUGAGUUCUUGGCUUGUUAUAGAUACUUGACAAAUGCCUUUAAAAGUUAUCAUGUGAACCUUGGACAUGUGUACUUUGGGACAAUGGGUGAAAGUGGAGAGGAGUCACUGAAAGUUGCUUUGAUGAGAUGUUCUAAAGGUUCUUCUGGUCCAAGUGGUUCUUUAGUUACCAUCAAAAAUGCAGUGGUGCAAGUGAGACCCAAAGCUGUGUUUUCUGUUGGCUGCUGCACAGGUUUUAACCAGAAAGGCACCAACUUAGGAGAUGUGGUUGUAUCCUCUACACUAACAACUGAUGAAUUCACAACCCCUGUAAGAAGGAAUAUUGCCAACCUAAUCAGAUUUUCAACUGAAGGAUGGAAUCCACCAUUAAAAGAUCCAGCAGCUGGAGAACAAGUACAGGUACACCGUGACAGCAGCAUAUUGAGUGGCAUUAAUGAGCCAGCCAUUGCCAAACAGCGCCGUAAGUCAGAGUCUCAUAUGAUUGCUUCUGAAAGAGAAGGGGAAGGUAGGAUUUUGUACAAAUCACUGUUUUUAUAGCGGAGUGUCCGUGCACGCAGCGUGCAGUGGAGCCCCAUAGGUAUCAUGGGAAGGGAUAGCAAAUGGAAACCUAUUGAUGCCAGAAAAUUUGGUUAUGACGUCAGUGUACGCCUGAAUGACCGUCCGUAUGGACUCUGGGAGUAGGGGUAAAAAAACUCAGUAGGGUAGGGAAGUGAGUCCCAGACAUGCACGUUGCGUUUCAUUUUGGCGCAAAAUUAACCAUUUUAGGGGCAACGAACAGAUUUGGACGAGAAAAAAUCUAGAUUUAAGUUUCUUGUGUCCAACUGACGACAACAUUUUUGCAAAUAAAUUUGUUAAGCUUUUUAUUGCUUUAUGCUCCGUAACACUCCAGGAACAAUCAAGUCUACCCCCUCCCCCCUUGGUCAAAAUUUUGACAGUUGAUUCAUGAAUGAAAACUUAUGCAACAUCUAGAAAUUUGUUUGCUGACAGACUUGCCGACAACGGGAGCCUAUUUUUCAUUUCAGUUAACUUUUAAAAUUAUUGUUUUCUUGUCUGGAUCUUACCAUCACAAAAUGGAAUACAACUCAGCUGUCGAGUUUCUAUUUCUGUUUUUGGGUUUUUGUCGAGGAAAGUGCUGCAAAGAGAUUUAUUGAUGGCUGCCUUUGUGAUAGUUCAUGCGGAAUCUUACAGCAGACUACAGGAAAAAUCUUUUUAACAUUUCAAAGUUUUAGUCUUCGUGUUCUUCCACCGGCUGCCAAGAAAUGAAANCUUGGUCAAAACUUUGACAGUUGAUUCAUGAAUGAAAACUUAUGCAACAUCUAGAAAUUUGUUUGCUGACAGACUUACCGACAACAGGAGCCUAUUUUUCAUUUCAGUUAACUUUUAAAAUUAUUGUGUUCUUGUCUGGAUCCUACCAUCACAAAAUGGAAUACAACUCAGCUGUCGAGUUUCUAUUUCUGUUUUUGGGUUUUUGUCGAGGAAAGUGCCGCAAAGAGAUUUAUUGAUGGCUGCCUUUGUGAUAGUUCAUGCGGAAUCUUACAGCAGACUACAGGAAAAAUCUUUUUAACAUUUCAAAGUUUUAGUCUUCGUGUUCUUCCACCGGCUGCCAAGAAAUGAAAUACAGCUGCUAUCAAGAUUCUUCUGUUAUUCGAACCUGUUUUUUGUUUAUUUGGUUUGGCUCAAGGAGAGCUUCGCUAUGGGAUUUCAAUAAAAGUGAAAGUUGAGCAUGCAGGAUUUUACAGCAGAGUAGAGGAAAAGUUUUUUUACCUUACUUAAUCGCUUUCAGAAGCUACAUACAAGGUUAGGCCGAGUAAUUAUUACAGUUUUUGCCUCGUUUUAGUUUUGUAAAGUCAGGCGUAAUAUUAUUAUUUCAUGUCAUAACAUGCAGUAUUAAAGAAUUGAAAAGAUUUGCGACAGAGCUAGACUGACGAUUUCAAUGGCCUCACACAGGCUUAAAUUAAUUUUCUGGUUGCAAAUGGAAAGAGAAAGGUUUUAGAGAAUACCCAGUUGUAGUGGUUGCUGGUAAAAAAUAACGAUAACUAGUGAAAAUCUUGCUUCGAAACUUGUUCCGUCUAUUUUAAACGCCAAAAGCUGGCUAAAACAAAUGAUCAAACAAACACAGUACAAAUAGUCCGGAAACAUUUCACUCGGUCACUCUCAGACUUGCUGUCUGACAAAGAUGUUGUUGUUGUACAUCUAUCGUUGAAGUUUUAUUCAUGUUUUGAUUGUGAGGUAUAAUUUUGCGAGGUUUAAUACGGCUUUUUUUUCUUUCGUGGACUGUCAGCUGGACUGUGUCUGAAUGAAGCGUGAAUGAAAUGUCUGAAAAUGGCUUUUAAGCUUAAAAGCAUGGCGUGCAAUUUGUGCCUGUGUUAAUUGUUCCUUCUUGCCGAAAAGAGAGAACGUGUAAGAUUUGUCAAAUAUUUUAAUGACAGACUCGUGACUUUGCUGUAGUUUAUGCCUUGCGCACAUCUAGCCACAUUAUUAAAAACACACAACAUGCAAAGGGCAGUUUGUGUAGGGGGAAAUAUUAAAAAUUAUAAGUUUAUCAACCUUCUUGGGUCUUUUCGGACACAAAAAGUCUAACGGUUACUGGGUAUCAGAUACUAAAGGGUACAUGUAGUUACACUUAACGAUUUGUCAGUCCGAUUUUGCAAAGAAAACACAUUCUAUAAACACAAAAAUUGGCCUAAUUUAACAUUUGGGUAGCAUCUUGUUGAGACGGAAAGAUUGACGUAUAAACAUAAACUGUGAACUGGACGCAGCCAAAGAGUCUUGUGAAUGACAACCAGGAAACAAUAAAUUUCAUGGGCAAUAAACUUCUGAAAAGGGUGUGGUGAGGGGGGGAGGGGGGACAAUGAUGCAUACGUAUGGUAAAGAAUUCUUUUCCCUGUUACUGUGAUAGAAUUUGAUUUAUAACUUUGGUUUUAAAAUCAGUAUUAAUUUCUGGAUUGCAAUAGGUUGAACCUUAUUCAUUUUAAGUAAUAAUAAUAAUUUUAGGUAUAUAUGCAUUGUUUGGAAAUUAAAUAUUAUUUUACUAGCUUGCCUGACAUUCAUGAGUAAAAGCCUGACUAUGGUACCACAGUAUGUCAUUGGUAACUACAUGUUGGAAUAUAAUUAUUAGCUGUGUUGUGAUGUAUGACGGUGGUGUGUGACAAAGCUCCAUGUAGAUGCCAUAGUGUCAACCAUGUCUGAUCAUCUUGGUGUUACAAUGCUUGCUACAAAUUAAGAAACUUUCAGUUAUUUCACUUACUUUUAACAGUAAUGUUCAUGUUUAAUAAUAAAGAAAUUAAGUUAAAAUUCAUGCUUUGUGUUUGUCAGGUUCAACCACCACCUGCAAAAUCUCAUUUUGUUUUGUCUUUGUCUUUUCUUUCCAUUUAUAGGACUGUUUGCUGCAGCCCAUGAUUUAAACCUUGAAUGGGUGAUUGUUAAAGGGAUAUCACAUUUUUCUGAUGAUAGCAACACUCCUAAUGAGUCCUGGAAGUCAUUUGCUUCCAUCAUGGCAGCUUCUCUUGUGUCCAACAUGUUAAAUGAUCCAGUUGUUUUUAAAGAGUGGCCUCACUAUGAAGGUAUAUAA
This is a messenger RNA of Porites evermanni, 5675 nucleotides long. The record is from the annotation of a GenBank genome assembly. Lineage: Eukaryota; Metazoa; Cnidaria; Anthozoa; Scleractinia; Poritidae.